Molecule: messenger RNA, 747 nt
Organism: Hirsutella rhossiliensis
Lineage: Eukaryota; Fungi; Ascomycota; Sordariomycetes; Hypocreales; Ophiocordycipitaceae
Product: ubiquitin carboxyl-terminal hydrolase, family 1 domain-containing protein
Exons: 2
Coding region: 1-747 (248 amino acids)
Biological process (GO): ubiquitin-dependent protein catabolic process; protein deubiquitination
Cellular component (GO): cytoplasm
Molecular function (GO): cysteine-type deubiquitinase activity
Source: RefSeq, a predicted model, not a curated record
AUGUCUGCAAACACGCACCCCGAUCCCCAGCCUGGGGCGCCGGCCUUUAUCCCCCUCGAGGCGAACCCGCAGUUGAUGACGACGCUCAUCCACAAGCUCGGCGUGUCUGCCGCUCUCCAGAUGCACGACGUCUACUCCCUGACAGAUCCCGACCUUCUCGCCUUUAUCCCCCGCCCCGCGCUGGCCCUGCUGCUCGUCUUCCCAGUCAGCGCCGUGUACGAGAGCCAUCGGAUGGCAGAGGACAGCCUGGUGGACGAGUACAGGGGCACGGGCGACCAGCAGCCCGUCUUGUGGUGGAAGCAGACGAUUCGUAACGCCUGUGGCCUCAUGGGCCUGCUGCAUGCCGUGUCCAACGGUCCGGCAAGGAACUUUAUCGAACAAGGCUCGACGCUCGACCAACUGCUCAAGGAAUCCAUCCCCCUCGAGCCAAAUGCCCGCUCCGCUCUGCUCGAGAAGACGCCAGCGCUGGCUGCAGCCCACAAGGAGGCUGCCUCGGGAGGCGACACGGUCGCCCCGGACGCCCAAGACGACGUGGACCUGCACUACGUGUGCUUCGCCAAGGGCGGCGACGGGGGCCUGUGGGAGCUCGACGGGCGACGCAAAGGCCCUAUUAGGCGCGGCGACUUGAACGCCGACGAAGAUGUCUUGAGCGCCAAAGCCCUGGCCAUGGGCGUGCUGAAGUUUCUGGAGCGUGAAGGGGGCGAUUUGCGGUUCAGCGCAGUGGCCUUGGCCGGAGCCCUGGACUAA